Cercospora beticola is the source of this 1630-nucleotide messenger RNA. RefSeq lists its product as uncharacterized. Gene Ontology annotation, molecular function: protein binding. Gene Ontology annotation, biological process: mRNA transport. Gene Ontology annotation, cellular component: nucleus. Lineage: Eukaryota; Fungi; Ascomycota; Dothideomycetes; Mycosphaerellales; Mycosphaerellaceae. The record is from RefSeq and is a predicted model, not a curated record.
AUGGUCGACCCCAGGCACGGCUUUACCGUCCACACCUUCUCCCACCGAACGGGACUAGAAUCCACCUUUGCUGAACAGUACCUGCGCGAGCAUGACUGGGACUUCGACGCGGCGAUCGUGGCGCUCGAAACCGAGAAGGAACACAAAUCGUCAACGCAUACAUACUCGAGCCACGCGGCACACCAUAUCGCAACCGCCAGCGGCGAUCUCAAGCUGCCGAAAAGCGUCAACGUCCGUGAUGCUGAGAUCUCUGUGGAGCGCCUCAUGAAGCGCACUGGCUUGACACUCGAGUAUGCCCAUAUGGCACUCUCCGCAAGAGAAUGGAAUUUAUGGAAAGCAGAGGCGGCGUUCAAAAGCGUGCAGGGGGCACUACCAGCAGAGGCUUUCCAAGUCACUCACACCCUAUCGAGUCGGACUGGAAUGACGCUGGCCGCCUGUACUGAUUGCCUGAUCUCCACGCAAGGCAACUACAGCGAAGCUCUCGUUGCUUUCGAGCGCCUUCGCCCGCGUCUCCCGCCCGAAGCCUUCAUCACGCGACCGACCAAGACCACCUUCUUCUCUCUCCCGCCAGAGAUUCGCAACGAAAUCUACAGCCUUGUCGUUCAGGGCGAAGCAGCGGCUCACACCGAUUACGAUGGCCUGGUUCCAAUUGUCUGUUCACCAUUCCCUGGCCUCCUUCGCGUCAACUCUCAGAUCCGAAGCGAAUCUGUGGGCUUGUACCUCUGCUCCACUCCUUUCUGCGAUUACUUCCACUUCGAAGACUACGGUCCAGACGAAAAGACUCGCGCAGCCCGAGCCCUGUUCCAAUGGCUUGACAUAGUCGGUAACAAGAACGUCCGCGAUCACUUGGGCUCUGUGACCAUCAUUUCCAACAUGGUAUUUGAUUGCGUUCAUGGUUGCUCUGCAAACAGAUACGGCCGUAGCGAGAGCAUAUUCAACACGUGGAAGUAUAUUGGUGCCUCACUCAAGAUUCGAGGGGUGCAAGGACAUCAGAUUCGCUUUCCUGGGAUGCUCCACUCUGACAUGACUCUUUGUUCCGUGGAAUACGACAACCGCCUCAUGACUAGGAUUCUCUUGAACGCGGUCAUCGCGGUCGAGAUAUUGGAGAAAGUAGUCAAACUGGUAGACGAGAAGUUUCGGCCGCCGCAAGUGGACGCAUUGGUUGAGGCGGGUUGGGAGAGCGAAGAAGGAUUGAGCCGAUCGGAUUGGCAGCGUCGUCACCCAGGAACGGGCCUAGCAGACGCGAAGAAGGUGGUCGAACAGUGGAGAGAACAGGUCGAGAAGUGGUUGCGCCUAGAGAAGGACAGGGUAGAGAAGGAGAAGGCGGAGAAAUCGAGCAAGAGAUACUCGUGACGGCCAGCGAUUUGCAACCGGCUACCGAGUGCACGAACCUCACUUGAUUCGUGAGCGUCUUGUUUGAAGUUCCAGCAUCACACUCGUCGAUCUGGUAAUAACAGAAAGGAGGACGUCAGAGUUUCCAGCAGUGAGGUUCUACGUACCUACCAACAAUGCCGACCAGGACUGGCACAGAUGAGUGCUAAACUUUCGAGAGCUUCCCCAACGGUCUUGUGCGACAGCCCAACUCAUCGCUGAAACAGUCAGCACACCAGACAGAGGGACCGUAGGACUA